AUGGCCGCGCUGUCCCGUCAGGACAUGUACUUGACGCCUUCUGAACUUGUGUCGGAAGAUCCUUUCCCCCACGUCGGAAAUGAUGUCACGAGCUACUUGAAAGAUUUCUACAGGACACAGUUCGAGCAAGAGCGCCCUCUACUUUUGCGAGAAGAACAUGAACUGCACCUUCCGGAUGUUUACACCGACCCACACAUACAGUGUCGUGGCGACAUUGGACAGUCUAACGACGUCAGUAAUGUUGACAGUCUUACGAAGAUCUUUCUUCAACCGAAAACUUCGACCUCACAAAGAAAUCCUAAACCUAAGCAAACAACUACACAAAGAAAGGUCAGAAAAGUACACUUAGAGGGUUCGGCUGGAACAGGGAAGUCAAUUUCUUGCAAGAAGCUAGCAUACGAUUGGGCAACCGGCAAACUGACUCGCUUUUUAUUGGUCUUUCUUAUUGAGCUUCGGUACAUAACGGGUGGUAUAUUGGAUGCAAUAUUCGACCAAAUAUUGUAUAAUGACAUGUAUUUAUUUAGCAAACAAGAAUUGCAUGACUACAUUCUUCAGCAUCCAGACCAAAUCCUCUUUGUUAUUGACGGUUUACAAGAAGUGAGCUCUCACUCCAAAUUGUUUCAAGAAACGAUUUUACAGAAGUGCCAUGUUCUUGUCACUUCUCGGCCAUAUCCUAAACCACUAGAGCUAGACCAUUGUGACACAUUUUGCAAAAUCAUGGGGUAUACAAAGGAAAAUUCUCUAAACUAUGCCAUGAAAUUUUUCAAGGACAACGAAGAGACUUCACGUCAGGUUCUGACAAAAGUUGAGGAAACCCGUAGCCUUCGAGAGCUUGCUGUAAACCCACUUGAUAUUAUGUUGAUCUGUUCCAUCUGGAAAGAUACCAGUGGUAUAUUAAUUUCUGGAAAAACAGAAUUGUACAUGGCUGCGAUCCAUUGUCUUGUUAGGCGCUUCUGUUCCGAGAAAGGAUUGGGAUUUGACUUAAAAGAUCAUUCAAUACAGCAACUGUUAAGAUGUUUGGGGAAGCUUGCAUGGGAUGGGCUUAGAAAAGUAUCACCUAAACUGUAUGCACCGUUCAUCCCAUAA
Messenger RNA from Branchiostoma belcheri (Belcher's lancelet), 1086 nucleotides. RefSeq names its product MHC class II transactivator-like. Lineage: Eukaryota; Metazoa; Chordata; Leptocardii; Amphioxiformes; Branchiostomatidae. The record is from RefSeq and is a predicted model, not a curated record. The transcript is spliced from 3 exons. The coding region runs from base 1 to 1086 and encodes 361 amino acids.